This is a messenger RNA of Xyrauchen texanus (razorback sucker), 2134 nucleotides long. RefSeq names its product polyserase-2-like. Gene Ontology annotation, biological process: proteolysis. The record is from RefSeq and is a predicted model, not a curated record. The transcript is spliced from 10 exons. The coding region runs from base 123 to 1775 and encodes 550 amino acids. Lineage: Eukaryota; Metazoa; Chordata; Actinopteri; Cypriniformes; Catostomidae. Gene Ontology annotation, molecular function: serine-type endopeptidase activity.
CUGUUUUCCAUUGUUUAUGUGUGCUGCGUCAGGCAACAAUGAGAAAAUGAGGAGGUGUGUAGACAUCAGGUUGUAGGGGAUAUAUAACAUCAAAUGCCAGCACUGAAGUUAAAACGAUCAAGAUGUUCAGGAGACUGAGUUUGGUCUUUGUGGUUGCUUUCCUUACCAAAGGGUGUGAAUGCCAAUUGAAUGUGUGUGGCAGAGCCCCUCUCAACACAAGGAUAGUAGGGGGACAGGAUGCUCCUUCUGGUGCAUGGCCGUGGCAGGUCAGUCUUCACAACACCAAUGGACAUUUCUGUGGUGGAUCCCUCAUCAACAGAGAAUGGAUUUUGACAGCAGCUCACUGCUUUCCAGGUAACUCAGAUCCUUCAAGGUUCACUGUGUAUCUGGGCCGACAGAGUCAGGAACAACCCAAUUCAAACGAGGUGUCCAGAAACAUCUCCCAAGUCAUACCACAUCCACAAUAUGACGAACUAUCUUACAACAAUGACAUGGCUCUGCUGCACCUCUCCUCACCUGUGAAUUUCACGGCAUACAUCAAACCGGUCUGUCUUGCAGCAGAUGGGAGCAUAUUCAACAAUGGCUCUGACAUGUGGGUUACUGGUUGGGGACACAUUCAUUCAAGUGUACCCCUUCCUUCACCUCAAAACCUGCAGGAAGUGAAUGUGCCUAUAGUUGGAAACAGGAAGUGCAACUGCCUUUAUGGAAAUGCAAAGAUAACAGACAACAUGAUGUGUGCUGGACUGUUGGGUGGUGGAAAAGAUUCAUGCCAGGGUGAUUCUGGAGGUCCGAUGGUCAUCAAGCAGGGCCCUGUUUGGAUUCAGGCUGGUGUUGUGAGUUGGGGUAAUGGUUGUGCUCUGCCUGAGUACCCUGGUAUUUAUGCCAGAGUUUCUAACUACCAGUCGUGGAUCAGCUCGUACACUGGAGCAAAUCAGACUGGUUUCAUCCGUUCAACCUCCAUCUUCCCUGAAGAGGAUGAGAAUGUGACCUGUACCACUCCAACACCACUAUUGUGUGAAAGAAAGCGUAACAGUUUGUCUGGUGUAUGGCCAUGGAUGGCUAGUCUAAAGUAUUACGGUUAUAAUGCAUGCAUGGGAACUUUGGUCUCUCCAAACUUUGUCAUGACCACUGCUAGCUGCUUUUCCAGAUCCAUGGAUCCAUAUGAAUGGACAGUGGUCCUCGGUUUUGUCCCAUGGGACUGCUCCAGCUCCCUGGAGGUGUCUGUUAACGUGGCAAAUAUCGUUUACGACCAUUCUUCAGGCAACAAUGUGGCACUUGUGGAACUGGCUAUUACACCAGAACUCUCAGAUUACAUUAAUAUUGUAAAUGUUGACAUGUAUAAUUUAGAUUUUGGCCCAGGUUCUCAAUGUACAGUGGUUGGUUGGAACACAGGUAAUGAAACAUCUAAACAAUUUCUUCAGGAAUUUCAGACCAGCAUUGUAGACUGCGGUCCUUUCACUGAUCCUUCCCUCCACAUCUGCACAGAGCCUUUGGACAUACAGCAGGAGGAUGAAGGAAGUCCUCUGCUGUGUCGAAUGGGUGACACGUGGUUUCAGACUGGUUUCUUGGCUUUGGGGCACAGUAAUGUAUUUAACAUCAACCCGGCAUCCAAUGGCCAUACAGCAUUCAUCAGAACAUCUCCCAUCAGCUCCUUCCUGACUAACACUCUCUACAACGUGCCAUCCAUUUUUGAUGGGGCAGAGUCAUUCUCACCUCUCUCUCUCACCUGCAUCCUUCUGCUCUCUUUGCCAGCACUCCUCCAAGCCUUUAUUUGAAGCUUUGAUCCCUGUCAAAUUAUCACUGACAAACUACUGACACAGGCUGCCUAGAGCUAAAGAAUAAAUUACAGAAUUGUAAAAUUUUACUGAAUUUUGCAAUGUAAAAUAACUCUUAGAUUAGAAAUGUAGCUACUGAGGUAAAAAAAAAAAAAAAAAAAAAGGGAAUCUUAAAUAAGACAAUAGUACAAUAAAUGAAUAAAAAAGUAAUUACAAGGUGUAUAUUCUAUUAUGCAAACUAUGUUAAGUUGUACUGUCAUCUUUUUUUCUCAGCUUUCCUGUCAUUACAUUGUGUAAUCUACAUUCCACAACAAAUGUAUGAAAAAUGGUCUAAUCUAAUAAAAUAAUAAUGAAUUGAU